AUGAUAUUUGAUCAAAAAAGAAAAAUGACGACAACAAAGGAAUUAUUAUUACAUAUAUAUAGGAAUAGAUUUUUAAUCGAUACUAUUAAACAUCAUAAUCGAAGUGAUCAACAGAGAAGAGAUGUUGGUUGUUGUAUAGAGAGAAUUAGUCGGUACGAUCAUUGGUAUACGGCCGAACAGAUGUUAUCAAAUAAACACGACCAACAGGCACACACCAACCUAUUGAUUGACAAGUUAAAGAGAGGUAUUCAUGUACCGUUUACAGAGAAAUCAAUCGCAAUGAUAUGUAGACGUGUAGAUGAUCUAGAACAAUUCAAAUACCUCUAUCAAGUAAAGAGAAACUCAUUCUUGGGUGGUGACUUGGUACAGUCGGCUUGUAAAGCUGGUAAUCUACAAAUCAUCAAAUUACUACUCGAUCAGGAACACCCAAUCAAGUUGUCAACUGAAGGAUCUUAUUUAUCGGCACUCAAACACGGACAUCAACAUGUACUACAAUUUCUAAUUGAUCAUCGUAUCAUGUUUCCAAUUGAUGAAAUGACAAGUCAGUUUAAAUUGGUACCAAUAUCAUUUGGAAUGAUUAAAGCUGCUAAAUGGUUAAAGGCAAAUUAUCGAUCGACCAGCAUCGAGUAUAAUCAAUACCUUGAUUCGUUGGAAUUAGCUUUGGAUGAUUUCCUAGUUAGACAUCCUCACCAACUAAACAAUUUGUCGUAUAUUAAUAGAUACCUAAAAGGAAAGAUGAUGUUACAAGGAUUGGGUAUAACUGAAAUGCUAGAGUUGGAAAUGGAAGAUCAACAGAUUCAUAUUGAAAAGACAAUGGAUGCGAUGAAUACAGGUACCAAUGCAUUCACUUCGUAUAGGAUAUUCAAGCAUGUCAGGUUGGAGGACUUGCCAACCGUCAUUCAAAUGUUUAGCGGCGAGAGAGAGCAGGCAAUGGAGUAUGCAAUGAUGAGAGAGGACAGUGAUGCGGUAUCUGUCAUCAUGUUGAUGCGUGACAACGACUAUCCCAUCCCUCUCAAUAGUUUUACGCCAUACACCAUCAAAAGUGAACAAGUUUGUUACACCCGUACAACUCGCAGAACGCUUUGA
Cavenderia fasciculata is the source of this 1086-nucleotide messenger RNA. RefSeq lists its product as uncharacterized. The coding region runs from base 1 to 1086 and encodes 361 amino acids. NCBI's taxonomy places the organism in Eukaryota, Evosea, Eumycetozoa, Acytosteliales, Cavenderiaceae. The transcript has 4 exons. The record is from RefSeq and is a predicted model, not a curated record.